Molecule: messenger RNA, 1197 nt
Organism: Maniola jurtina (meadow brown)
Lineage: Eukaryota; Metazoa; Arthropoda; Insecta; Lepidoptera; Nymphalidae
Product: CKLF-like MARVEL transmembrane domain-containing protein 4
Exons: 4
Coding region: 478-1011 (177 amino acids)
Cellular component (GO): membrane
Source: RefSeq, a predicted model, not a curated record
UGUGAUCAAAAUCAAAGUUUAUGAAGUUUAUGCUUUUCAUUUCAUAUUUUCAUUUGAUUUCUGUCCUGUUUUCUGUUUACCCGGUUUUCGUGGAAAUGAAAAUUAUAAACAGUUAAUUCAAAGAAUAGAUCCACCAUCAACAAACACUAUUUAUCUAACGUGAUGUUAGUAUUUUUAACAAAUAAUAGUACGCCAAGUUUAAGAGCAACGUAAUUGUUUGUAAUGCAAUGUAAACAAUGGAUUAUUUUAUACCUACAAAAUUGCGUCGGUGUUAUUAAAACACCGUGAAGUGAACAAAUCAUGGUAUGCUAUUUAAAUAUGUGAGUCAGAGAUGUAUUUAACACAUUUCGGUAUCGGUUUGUGAUUUAGUGUCAAGGAGAAACGGUGACUACAUCCUUAUCUACACUAGUGUUAUCUUGCAGAGCUAAAAAUUUAAAUCGUAAUAAGGAUCGUUAGUUAAAUAUUAAAUCUGUAACCAUGGUGUCCCAAGCUCAAGACCCCCCACAAAGUAUGGGGUCAACCAAUGUAGUGUUCAGAACUGAGACCCGCUUUGACCCUUCAUAUUUGAAAACUCCUCCAGGAAUGAUGAAAGCCACUGUGGUUGUCCUCAACCUCUUGGGCUUCAUUUGCAUACAAUCCUCUGCGUUCUGGUCCAACGGCCGCGGGGUGUACUUCAACAUAGUAGCACACCUUGGCCUAUGGUUCAGCGGGAUCCUGUUGCUUUUGUACCUGUUCCACGUGGUGGAGAAGUACCACAACUUUAUGUGGCUAAAAGUGGAGAUGAUCGCGUGUGGGAUACUGACUUUUUUGAACUUGAUUGCAUCUACGAUAGUUGUGGCGUUUGGAUCUGCUGCGUAUUCAGCUGCUGGGUUUUUUGGUUACCUGGCGAUGGUGGUGUACGGGUUCGACACGUUCUUCAAGGCGCGCGCCAUCAAAGAGGGAGAGUUAGCGCAGGGCACGCGCGUGCCCGCCAAGCAAGUGCACGUGACCACGCCGCCUGCCAUGCCGUAGUGCAUACCAGCCACGUGGUUGAAACUACUGAUUGUUGUUACAGCAUAUUUUUGAAUAGUUUCGAAUCCUAUUUAUUUUAGUAUUUAGUAGUGGUGUAAAAAUGUAUAUUUUUUAGGGUUCCGUACCUCAAAAAGAAAAACGGAACCCUUAUAGGAUCACUUUGUUGUCUGCCUGUCUGUCUGUCAA